Paramacrobiotus metropolitanus is the source of this 1029-nucleotide messenger RNA. RefSeq lists its product as uncharacterized. The transcript has a single exon. The record is from RefSeq and is a predicted model, not a curated record. Lineage: Eukaryota; Metazoa; Tardigrada; Eutardigrada; Parachela; Macrobiotidae. Bases 192 to 740 code for a protein of 182 amino acids.
CGUCCAUUCCGCAGGCGAACUGGAAUUUACUGGCUGCUUAUAAAUAGCUCUCCGCUUUCAUUUCAUCGCCAAAUUGUUCUGCUGACUUUUCAGACAUAAACUAUUUGAGAAUUUUUUAUCAUUAGAUUAGAGCAUUGAAAGGGAUCAUCUGUGUAAUCCUUCUCCCAGACACACUCUUUCCUUGUUUAAAAAUGUUUUCGAUAAGGUUUAUCGUGUUGAGCCUGUUUCUGGCGUUAUUGAUCUGCAUCAGCACCAUCCAGUGCGAUUCAUUCCAAGAUCGCGCAUCCGAACUAUACGAUGACGCUAAGGAGGCUGCUGGCGAUGCUUACGACAAAACCAAAGAUACCUUGGAAGACUGGAAAGAAGGCGCCGAAGAAAUGUAUGAAGAUAUGGAGGAAUCAGCUAAGGAACGCUGGACGCAAGCCGAGCAUAAAGCACACGAUGUGAAGAAGGCUGCCACCGAGAAAAUGGGGGAUCUGAAAGAAAGUGCCGAUGAAAAGUUGGCCAGCGCUAAGGAAUACGCCUCGGAAAAGAUGGCUGGUGUGGGCAAAACAGCGGAAGGCGUAAAGAAAGCCGCCAACGAAAAGCUCCAUCAGGCACAGGACAAAUUCGAGAAAGUCAAGAAGUCGACCAUGGAGAAGGAAGAGAGUUUUAUGGAUGGGGCGUGGAAGGCGUGCGAUUAUGUUACGGGAUUCUUGACGGAUAAGUUCCAACAAGUGCGAAAAAUGGUGGGAGUGUAGCGUGCGACCAUAAUUACAAAGUGGUGAAUACGAUUGUAAAUGUCAAAUGUGGUGCAGCUGUAGAUUUGUAAUCGCCCGUAAAUGCUCAGUAUUGAUCGUAUGGUAAUAGUUGCCAAUUUGCUUCCGUAUUUAUAUUUGUGACUUUGUUUUAUCGUUUUAGCGUUUUCUUCCACCAACAUGGGGUUUCUGUCAUUUUUUUCGAUCUUCCGUGUGUUAGGUUGAUUCUGGUUUUAAAGCGCACAUGGGACCAAAGACCCAAAUGGCUAAUAUUAUUAAAGUUUGAAAAAUG